Lachancea nothofagi CBS 11611 is the source of this 867-nucleotide messenger RNA. The record is from the annotation of a GenBank genome assembly. NCBI's taxonomy places the organism in Eukaryota, Fungi, Ascomycota, Saccharomycetes, Saccharomycetales, Saccharomycetaceae.
AUGAAGUUGACCCAGUCUCUCAAAAAUGUGUCCCAACCCGGCUUAAGUUUGAAUGUGCGGCAAACUCUGUUUGCGCGAUGUUUGAACCUCGAAUUCGAUGCCCUCCUAUGCCAAGUAAAGAAACUUCCUUUGAAUCAACUGGAAGAAGCCUUUUUGCAUUUGUUUCUGGCCAAGAGCGUACAGCAUGCUCAUGUCCCAUCCGUUGACUUCUUAUGGUAUCGCUUCGUGAUGGGCCGCAAAGUUUUGAUGGUCAAACCGUCCAUGCUUUGUGGGGUCGGGGCUGUCGCGCUUAAUGGCAACAAGCCUUUCAUUCCACCGCAAGUGUGUACCCAUUUUGAGAACUUCUUUGGUGAGGAAAGUGGGGUUGAUGAAUACAGAAACGAACUUUUGCGCAUCAAAGUAGAAAGCUUUGCUAAAAGCACUAGCUGCAAAGUUUCCUUCCGUGAAAAGUGGAAAAUCUUUUUAGAGGAUAUCGACAACGUUGUUCAACCAAAUUGCGAGAUUCGAGUCCGCGACUUUCCAUAUUUGACUCAAUCUCUCGAACAUGCUGAUCGUGAAUUGCUUGAACAGUUAUUGUUUCAUGAGAACAAGAUAUCCAUCCACAAUUCAUCUUCUUUGCCUUUGCUUCUUAACAUGGCCUUAUUGCAACCCAAAUUAGAUGCCGAUUUCAAGAUCAGAUUGUUUUGCGAAUUUCGUGAUACUCAUAAGUCUCUUGAUUAUAAUGACAGUAUUUCAAUCUUGUUUCGAGUAUUGCGCAGUGACGUUUAUCGUUCUACUAAGCUUAUGCAAUAUUUGACUAAUAAUUGCCUAACUGUGCCUCCACUUGGUGCUAAAUGCUUUCUCGACACAACAGAUGCACAAAUUUAG